UGCUAUAGUCUUUAUUGAUUCAGUAGUCGAUUCAGAUAAUAACUACUGAUCUUUGACUAAUAGCAAUAACAGUAUUACAAUAUUUAAAUUUUCAAAUUCUUCAUACAUUAACUUUCUGGUAAAAGUUAAGAAAAAGUUAGUUAGUAGUCUUAAUUGCAAUGGAGGACAAUGUUAAAAAUGGAAAUAGCCAAGUUGCAGCUUCUGCAAAUAGUAUUGUGGUUCCUGCAGCUGAAAGACAAAAACAAGACACAUUGCUUGAUCACAUGGAAAUAACAAUAGUUGAAGCAGAAAAAAGAGCUAAUGGCGCACUAAAUAUAAAAGAAUUUUAUACAGUAUAUCUCAUAGAAACCAAAGUUAUAGAUCCUGACUUUAAGGAUGCUCUUACAAAUGUUAGUUCCUUGUGGCGUCGCUAUACUGAAUUUGAAUUAUUGAGAGCUUAUUUAGAAAUCUCAUAUCCUUUCAUUGUUCUGCCACCAUUACCUGAAAAAAAAGUCUUGUAUGCUUGGCAGAAAGUGACUACUGAUACUUUUGAUCCAGACUUUGUUGAUCGUCGACGAGCAGGUUUAGAAAACUUUCUACUUCGUGUAUCAUCUCAUCCAGUUUUGUCAUUUGACAAACAUUUCAUAGGUUUUUUACAACAAAAAGAUGGCUGGAGAGAAAGUAUAAAAGAAUCCGGAUAUUUGCAACUUGCUGAAUCAAAAUUGAAAGCUUUAAGUGUGGCAGUUCGUUUACGUAAACCAGACAAACGUUUUGAGACUAUAAAAAUUUAUGGCAUAGAAUUACAGAACAAUUUAAACAAUCUUCUCCGUGUUCGUGCCAGAUUAGCUGAAAAACAAUAUAGUCUUUAUAAGUUGCAUGCAAACUAUGGACGCGUGUUCAGUGAAUGGAGUGCAAUUGAGCGUGAAAUGGGAGAUGGUCUACAGAAAUCUGGUCAUUAUUUGGACUCACUUGCUGCUGCAAUUGAUGCAACUCUGGAGGAAGAAGAACUAAUAGCAGAUCAAUUAAAGGAAUGGUUAUUUGCGUCAUCUGCAUUACAAUCAGUAGUAAAAAGGCGUGAAGCAUUACAGCUUAGCAAAGAAGAAGCUUUUGACAAUCUCGCAGCAUUACAAGAACAGAAAGAAAAAGUUGUUCAAGGAAAAUCCGGACUCAUGUCAAGAUUAUUUGGUUCUGUCGAUACUGAAGAAGUUCGAGAAUUAAAAAUAUUGCAGAUUGAUCAAAAAAUUAAUCAAGGUGAAGAGGUAGUCAGGCAAAGUGACCAAGAAUUAGUAUUAUUUUCUGAGAAAGCAAUGGAAGACAUUGAGCGUUUUCAAGUACAGAAAGUGAUUGACCUACGAGAAACGUUGACGGCAUAUUGUGUCCUUCAGUUUAAACUUGCUAGAAAAAAAAACUUUCAAUUAUUUUUCAGGGUCUGCAAGCUUGGCAGCAUAUUAAGCAGUGUUUAGAAAGUAUGCCAUAAUCAUUUGACUGGAAUCGAACAUUUUUACUUUUUAUAAAAUGGAACGUCGACUCAAAAGUUUUCGUUACCGUCGUAUAUACUUUCUCUUAAAACAAAUUCUAUUGAUUGAGCAAACAUUUUUAAAUAUCUUAAUUUAAAUGAAGUUUUGUUAUCGUUUUUCUAACUUUUAAUUAUUUUGGAAGAACUCAAAAUAUCUAAAUUUCACUCACUUAAAAAGAUAUAUUGUUCUCGUAACUCGAAAAAUAUCGCUUUAAUACAUAAUUUAUAAUACA
Molecule: messenger RNA, 1728 nt
Organism: Phymastichus coffea
Lineage: Eukaryota; Metazoa; Arthropoda; Insecta; Hymenoptera; Eulophidae
Product: sorting nexin-4-like
Exons: 10
Coding region: 159-1442 (427 amino acids)
Biological process (GO): protein transport
Molecular function (GO): phosphatidylinositol binding
Source: RefSeq, a predicted model, not a curated record